AUGAUUGACCUCCGCAACAUUCCAAUCCAGCAAUCUGAAAAUAAGCUGACCUUGCGAAAAAUUGUCAAAACCGUUGGCGAUCUACUGGCACAACCUAUUUCUGAAUGUGAUAUCCGCGACGUACUAGUAAUCCGCAAUAAACCAAAAAACAAGGAUCAAAACACUAGCCCAAUCCUAGUGGAGUUUACUACAGUAUCUAUAAAAGAUAACCUUAUUAAAAAUACUAGAGAUUAUAACAAGCAGCAUACGGUUAAUAAAAUAAAUACCAGUAACUUGAAGCUACCAGGGCCCUCAUAA
Molecule: messenger RNA, 297 nt
Organism: Arctia plantaginis
Lineage: Eukaryota; Metazoa; Arthropoda; Insecta; Lepidoptera; Erebidae
Source: the annotation of a GenBank genome assembly